Rosa rugosa (rugosa rose) is the source of this 2413-nucleotide messenger RNA. RefSeq names its product low-temperature-induced 65 kDa protein. The record is from RefSeq and is a predicted model, not a curated record. The coding region runs from base 113 to 2125 and encodes 670 amino acids. Gene Ontology annotation, biological process: response to abscisic acid; response to stress. The transcript has 5 exons. Lineage: Eukaryota; Viridiplantae; Streptophyta; Magnoliopsida; Rosales; Rosaceae.
CCAUUCCUUUAAAGCUUCCACUUCCCCUCAUCUGUUUCUCACACUCUUGUUUCUUUCAACACAAAAACAGUUCUUUGUUUAAAUCAGUCAGAAAUAUCGCAAAGUUUGGAUCAUGGAUACUCAUGCAGUACAAUCUCGUGUUGAAGGUGCGGAUGAGGAGCCCCAUGAGAAGACGUCGGUUUUGAAGAAGGUGAAGGCGAAAGCGAGGAAGAUGAGGGAUACUAUCACAGGGCAGGGCCAGCUUGGCCAUGAACCCGAAGGCCAUCAUACCCCUGAUGAUCAUGAUCUGGAUGAGGAAGAUGUAGACGACCCAGAAGUUCAAGGUGCACCAAUAUAUGACUCGGCAGUUAAGAAAACUGAUGCUCACGUGCAAGGAGACGUUUUGAAGGUGCCUAAGGUGAAUUUCGGAGACACUAGAGCGGGGCAUGAUGAGCAUGAACCUGUAGUUGCAAGGGAGAGGCCUAAUGUCAAUGUCAGUGAUCCAACGAGGUCUAAUGUGCCUGGGCUACAAGGAACUACAGGCCACGGUGCAAUGCACAACUCUGCCGCGACUAGGAGGACUGAUGCUCCUGUGCAAGGAGGCAUUCAUUUCGGAGAGACGCACCAUGAAUAUGAUCCUGUAGCGCCAAAAGAGAGGUCUAAUGUCGGAAUAAGUGAUCCGAUGAGGGACUCUGUGCCUGGGCAAGAUCGAACUACUACAGGGCAGGAGGAUCUUUUGGGAGGAGCAAGGACCAAACCGGCUGCUCCAACAACUGGACCUGUUCCUAAGCAUGAAGAGCCAAAGGGAUUGGUUGAUGUAACUGGGGGAGGUCCUCAGACUAGGGUCAAAUUGGGGCAGACUGAUGUACUAGGGGAAGGGACUCCUGUGCCACAGAGUUACCCUGUCUCUUCUGGAACUCAAAGAAGUGCCAUGGACGUCGACCCUAAGCAGACAUUUGUUUCCGGCCAGGGAGGGCAGUUAGGUCAGUCCAGGGUCAAUCCUCAAGCUUACACUCCUUCAAAUUACGAGACCGAAGCCACUGAUCCCACUAAAUCUGGUGGUGAGGAAAUUGGAGUCACACCAAUGCUUCAUUCCUUCGAUAAGAUGAACCUUCAGGGUGAUGAUCGCCAAUACUUGAAGAACGGUGACAAACAAAACCCGUCUACCGGAAGUCAUGACCAAUUCUCUCCUGAUAAACCAUCGAACCAGGGCAGCAGCUACACUGAAAAAAUCUCAUAUGCCACUUCAGCCAUUGCUGACAAGGCAUUUUCGGCAAAGAAUGUAGUUGCUUCCAAGUUGGGAUAUGGCGGGAACGAGCCUGAUCAUGAUGACUUAUCGAGAGGCUAUGUUACUGGUGCUGGGAAGUCUGGUUCAUCACCUCAGAACAAAGUACUUGAUCCCUCUACUAACCAAUUCAUACCAGCAGAGACUCCACAAGUCCGAGGAACCAUCAAACCGGACCAUGACACCACAACUGAUCAAAAGCCAGUCCAGCCAGGCGGAUGCUACACUGAGAAGAUUUCAUCUGCCGGAUCUGCCAUUGCUGACAAGGCGAUAUUCACAAAGAAUGUUGUUGCGUCCAAGCUGGGAUAUGGGGCAAGUGAUCAGGUGCAUGACAGGGAAGAUGUUACUCGCACUAAUGUGCAGUCUGGAACAACAGCAGCGGAUCAACAUGGCAAGACGAUUACCUCUACAGUGUAUGAGAAGGUUGCCGGGGCAGGGACUGCUGUAAUGUCCAAGUUUCAAGGUGGGAGUCCUGUUAGUACUGGCAAGGACACUAGUACCGGGGUUGUUAAUAAAGCCGGACAGGACAAAGGGGGGGUGUCUGUGAAGGACUAUUUCGUGGAGAAGCUGAAGCCCGGAGAAGAGGACAAAGCGCUUUCGGAGGUUAUAAGUGAGACAUUACACAAGCCUAAGCCGGCUGUUAAGCAAGAGACUGGGUACUCUGCUAGUGCUAGGCCCAAGGGGAAGGUGACGGAGUCAGCGGAGGUGAGGCAGCGUUUGGGGAAUACGGAGGGGAAUGAGAAUUUUGUGGUGGACAAGAUUGAGGAUACUGUUGGUUCGAUGCUUGGUGGUACUGGUAAGAGUGAUGAAAAACGUGGGCAAGGUCUCUCUAGAUCUGCUGCUACCGGGGAGGAAAAUUGACGCGGUGUUUGUGUGGUGGAGCACCAGAGGCUACAGGAAUCCGGCAACUGAAGGAGGGCUACUACUAUAAGACUAUGGUGAAUAAUUAGUUGCUGGGAGUUUGUUUUGUGUAUGAUUUGAAACGCUUGUGUGUUGUGAUUUGACUAGACAAGGUUUUACUCCUGGCGAUGAUUAUGUAUGUAAUUUAUGUUACAGUUACAUUGUGUUGUUUGAUAUGAGUGCGAAAGUGGACAAACGGAACGCAUGAGGAGUUUGAUGUAAUGAAAUUUGGGUUAUUCGGUGUUUCAA